CCACAACAAAGCCGGGAGAAGCGGGCGCAAGGGGGACACGGCAGCGGCUGCUGCUUCUUCCCGGGGUGCCGGCCGGGUGGUGGGGCCUGCGGUGCCUCCCCGCCACGUAAGGUGCCUGCAGGGCGGUUGGGGGCGGUUGGGACGGCGAGCAUGUUCCUCCCCCGUUUGCGGUAAUUUUUCCCCGGAACAAGGUGGCACUUCAUAUUUCAUUAUGGACCACUUUGAAGAUAUAUCAGAUGGUGAAGUGGAUCAUGCCUUCUUUGACAGUGACUUUGAGGAAGAGAAAAAGAAAGCUGAAGAAAAUGGAGAAUAUAUAGAGAAAGGAAGUGCAGAGGAAGCUCUUGCAGACACUGAUUUGGUUUCUAAUUCAAAGGAUGAAAGGUGUUGUGAGGAGGAAAGUGAAGAAAAGCAGAUAGAUUUGCAAAAGUCCCUAGAAAUUAGCAAAGAUCCUACUGAAGAUGCUUCAUCUUUGACAGUUCCUCCGGUUGCAGAGAAUGCAGGUACAUCUGGAGCAACACCUGCAGCAAAUAGAGGAAUAGAGGAGAUUGUUCCUGCUGGAAUUCCUAAAAUAGUUAAAGAAGGUGAAGAAGAUUACUAUACAGAUGAAGAAGAUAGUAGUGAUGAUGGCAAAAAACAGAAGGUUAGACCAAAGUCAGCUAAGCAACCAAACAACAUUAAAAAGGCUAGCAAAAAAUAUACUGUCAGCUCCUCCUCUUCUUCCUCCUCCUCGUCCUCUUCAUCAUCAUCCUCAAGCUCAGAUACAGAUUGUUCUGACACAGAUUCUGAUAGCUGUUUAUCAGAUUCAUCUCAUCCUUCCCCAAAAAGGAAUGCUUGUAGAAAUGCUCUUCUGUCUCCAAAACAAAAAUUCAAGUCAGCAGUGAAAUUAGAAGGAAAACCAAAGCUUGGUGAUGAGCUGGAGGAGUCUGAAGAUACAGUGACUGAUGUAACACCUCUAUCAACUCCAGACAUCAGUCCUAUCCAGUCUUUUGAAUUUGUAGCAUCAAAUGAUAAGAAACUAAAAGUAAAGAGACAGGAAAAUGUGAACCAAGAAUUAUACGAUUCAGAGUUUGAUCGCAGAUAUAGUCGAAAAGUCUUGCAUGAUGCCAUGGACCUGAAUCAGCUUCUGAAAGCUUUCUUACAGUUGGAUCAAAAGGAACAUAAACUAAACAUUGAUCAGCCAUCUAAAGGAAUAAGGAAAAAUUACUCUUUCACAAAUGAAGAAGUAAGGCAGAUUGAUCGGGAAAACCAGAGGUUGCUAAAAGAACUAUCCAGACAGUCUGCCAGGCCAAGGAGAAGCAGCACGUUGAAGACGUCUAUAACACCAGCUAGAUUGUACCACACUGCCCUCAACAGGCAAAAAGAGCAGCAAAGAAUUGAAAGAGAAAACCUGGCUUUCCUGAAAAGACUGGAAGCAGUGAAACCAACAGCUGGUAUGAGGCGUUCUGAACAACUGAGGGACUAUCACCGCCACAUGAGCUACCUGAGUUCUUCACCUUCUGUAAGAAGGGGUAAAUCUCCUUUCAGCCAGCUUAGUCCUCCAAGAGCAACUUCAAGAUCAUCCACUGUACAAAGUAUACUGAAUCAGAGGAAUGAAAAGCCUAUGUCUGAUUCAGCCAGUGGGGCAUUAGAGAGACCUAAAUCUACUAACGUUCAUGCUGCUUGGUUAUAAGUGCGUUCUUUGCCUCACAUAUUGAGAUGAUAACUCAAAUUUCUAUUUUUAGUGCUUUUGUAAAUUCUGUGUGCAAAAAUAUUUUCUGCAUUGUUCAGUGAUUGAAAUGCAUUGCAUUUAGAGUAAUUGCUUAUAAAAUGGUCUUAAACUGGUAUAAAACACUUCUAUCAGGGUUCUCCAUGACAGGAUGAACUUUUGAAAGAGAAGGAGGUACUUAAAUGAACAAGUUAAAUAGAAAUUUAACUAUUAUUUUGGUCUCAGAUCAUAAGUGGAAUUUGUAUCCAUAACACAGAAGGACAGAAUUACCACACUACAGGUGCAAAAUGUAAAUAAAAUUUUAAAAACAUUAAUAAUACUUUAAAAUAAUGCAUUAAACUUAAAAGCAUAUCUUUAAUUCCUGGAUUGUCUUUGCUUUACAUCCUGGCUUUAUGUAACAGCCUUCUGAAUUUUGUGGUCAUAUUCUUGUGACUGAAAGAAUCUUUACCAGCAGUGUGAAGAGGUUAAAAGCAGAUUGUGUAUUUCUCCAUGGUGAGCUAGAAUACUGAGGUGCAGAAAAUGACGUUUUGCCACUGCUAAAUGUUCAGCACCUGGAGUGUGUUUCCUAUUCAAGGCUGCAUCUCUUCCAGAUCAAAAGGAUUUUGGAAGACAUACUGGGAUCUUUGUGUAGGAAAGAAGCAUCUGAUAUUAUCUGAACAAUAAAGAACGAGGUAAACAGCAGUUUCAGAUACAGUGUAAACAAGAGUAAGUUCUGGUUACUUCUAAAACUAGAGAAUGUUAAGUAAGGGACACAGUUCAUGGCCCUGCUUUGCAGAUGUGUGCUGUUCUCAGUGGGAAGAUGUAAACUUGAGCAGCAGGAAACAUCUUGAACCUUGAUUUUGAGUGACUACUAACCAGGAUUUAGGGGAAAAAAGAGUAGAAAACAAAUUCUUGUUACUUUUCUUGACCUGUUUUUAAAUGUCAUGUUUAUAUCUAGUAUUUGUAGUAAUGUCAGAUAAGCUGCAAUAGUAACAUCCAUUUGCAAGAGGAGUAAAAUUUAAUGGUAUUGGUAAUCACAAUAGUAUUUGGUGUGGUUUAUUUCUGUAAUUAAAGGCAAACUUGCAGUGAGCUUGUUUUGUAGGACUGUAGCCUUAUAAACAGCACAAAUUGUGAUGCCACUAUCUGUGGAUAUUGCUGAAACUUUGCUUGCUUCCCCAGCUUCUUCCCAGGAAGAAAUCACUGUAUUAUGGAUAAAGAAAAAAAGCUGUAUUUGGUAAUGCUGGGUCUUUGACAUGAAAAGUGUAUUAUUCUUUGCUAGUGCUUGCAUGAGGGCUUAGGCUUUCAGGUAUUCUGCAUUGUAACACACUUUUUACUCAGUCCUUGUGAUAGUCCUUGUGAUUUACUCAGUCCUUGGCAGAGCCUCUUCACUUAGUGACCCGCAGAUCAAAUUUAGCUGUUUGACAAUACUUGGAACUUUUAACUUUAAGCAGCAUUGUGGCAAACAGAUUUGUAUUGCAAUUAUUAUUCAUGGUUAGAAGCUGUUAACAAUUUCUUUGUAUAGUGCUGCUGUAUUUAUUUUAUUAUUGUGCAAAUUAAAAUUAUUCUCUAUUUAAAGAUUUUUGUCUUUGAAUGUGAAUAUCAGAGUAAGUUUAAAUACUUCUGAAUGUUCAUAUUGUAAUUUUUUUCUGUGAAGAAACUCACACAAUGGAUUACUUUUAAUUGCUUCAUCUUAUUUAACUUUGGUAUGAAAAAGUGUCAGUUUUGUAUGUCAUUUGUAAAUCAUAAGAAAUAAAAUAUUUAACAUGAAUUGUCA
Catharus ustulatus (Swainson's thrush) is the source of this 3458-nucleotide messenger RNA. RefSeq names its product cilia and flagella associated protein 97 (gene CFAP97). The transcript is spliced from 6 exons. The coding region runs from base 212 to 1669 and encodes 485 amino acids. The record is from RefSeq and is a predicted model, not a curated record. Gene Ontology annotation, biological process: spermatogenesis. Lineage: Eukaryota; Metazoa; Chordata; Aves; Passeriformes; Turdidae.